Messenger RNA from Boeremia exigua, 1548 nucleotides. RefSeq lists its product as uncharacterized. The coding region runs from base 158 to 1282 and encodes 374 amino acids. The transcript has a single exon. The record is from RefSeq and is a predicted model, not a curated record. NCBI's taxonomy places the organism in Eukaryota, Fungi, Ascomycota, Dothideomycetes, Pleosporales, Didymellaceae.
ACCAUUUCAAGAGCGACCACUUCAAGAGCGACCACUUCAAGAGCGCCCAUUUCAAGAGCGCCCACUUCAAGAGCGAGCGCCAGUCCAAGAGCGAGCGCCACUGCAGGAACGAGCACCACCUCAAGAACGGGCACCACCCCAAGAACGACCGUGGCACAUGAACUUCCCAGCUGGCACCACAGAACAAGACAUUGUUCGGGCCCGCCAGAAGCAGUUCAUGAAGCAGCAAUUUGCCUCACAGAAGCAGGCGCAAGCAGAAAGACAUGCAGCUUCGCCUUCUCCGCGUAGCUCGCCCGACAAGCAGACACCCCCAUAUUCUGCGCCUCUCGAGCAACCUCAAGCACACGGUGGAGGCUUCAGAGAAGUGUUGCCGAGGAUGUCCCCGCAACCAUUCGCUGCACCUCAUUCUGCACCCCUUGAUCGCCGUAGUCCACAGCAUACCCCAUCUCAUUCACAAGGGGGUGGGGGGUGGCCCCUCCACGCAACACCUAAUCAGAUCGAAUCUGCACAGACGGUGGCAGGUCCGCCACUAGCUUCGCAGGGACUGCGUACACCAGUAUACACUGGUGAGGUUGAACGUCACCCGUCACACGUCCACGAGCCACAACAUGCUGCCUAUGGCGAUCAACGAUACGAACCGACGCCACCAGCAGACAUGCAGAGAGUACUACCUCUCCAACAGCCCGGACACGACGAUGAUGAAAUUGAUGAUGCACCUCCGUCAUACGAUGGUCCCGCCGCACCUACUGUUGGCAUGGAGAAGAGCAACCCCGACCGCCCUCGUCCGCCGAACAUCAUAACAGCGCCCCCCAAUGACGGUCGCCAACACGAAGGACGACCUCGUCAGGCCUCCCUCGGCCUCAUGCAACACCCUCAACCCGCCUCCAUGGCCGCCUCCCCCCAACGCACAGCCCCCCACAUGGGCGCCGAGUCUCUUCGCCGCCAACUUCUCCAACAAGAAGAGCACGCCCGCAUGGAGCGCAUCCAGCGCUCGCAACUUCAAGCCGCCCAGCGCCAGCGCGAACAGCAGGAACGCGACGCGGCCCGCGCGCGCGCCCUCGAGCUCGAGCGCAGCGUCUCAGGCGGCGGGCGCGUCGGCAGUCUGCGCAGUGUCAGCGGCAGCCACAACGGCGGCGCAGGCGGCUGGGAGCGCCGUGGACUACAGGGAAGCACGAACCGCCCCGUGUUCGAGCUGCCAGCGCUCGAGGACGAGGAGCCGGUCAUGCGCGCGACGUCGUUUCCGGGGCAGGAGUGGGUGCCGCCCAUGUAUGUCGACGACUAAGCGACUUUGGCCGUUGCUUGGGUCCGUGUGGUCCACUCACCCUUUUCGCAAAAUUUGUACAGAACGAUGCAUACCAUGUUCUUUUUCUUCGAGGUCUGAGCGACGCUUCGUGCGUUUUGGCAUUUGAUUGGAUACCCCUCCUUUCCGCAUACACCUGUGCAGCAUAUUAGUAUUCAUUAUUAUGUACAUAGAGCGCUGUUCAAACGAUGCUGCCUUGAGUCGAGGCUCAUCAUUAAUGGAAUAGUUCUGACUUGUUUGGUUUCCUC